Molecule: messenger RNA, 1740 nt
Organism: Plasmodium relictum
Lineage: Eukaryota; Apicomplexa; Aconoidasida; Haemosporida; Plasmodiidae
Product: conserved Plasmodium protein, unknown function
Exons: 1
Coding region: 1-1740 (579 amino acids)
Source: RefSeq, a predicted model, not a curated record
AUGAUUUUCGGAAAAAUAGAAGAAAAUAAAAAUAUAAAAGAAAAUACAGCUGAAUCUUGUAAAUCCUAUUAUGAAGAUUUUGUAGAAUUGAGAAAAAAAAUUAUAUUAAAAGAAAAAGAAAUAAUUGAAAAACGCAAAAAUAGUUUAAAAGUUGGUGAAAACCCGAAAAACAAACUUUCAUAUAGAUCAUUUGAUGAAUUUUAUAAAUAUAGAAAAAAUUAUGAAGAAUAUGAAAAUAAGAUAAAAAAUGAAGCUUGGAAAUUAUUAAAUAAAGCUAGUCAUAGGAAUAAUCCUUGCAGUGAAGAACAAAUAAAAAAUGAUGAAAAAUAUUCAUAUAUAAAAUUCAAAACAGAAAGACAAGGUACUGUUAAACAAUUAAAAGAGUAUUUUCAAAAGAUACAAGAAGAAAAAAUACAAAAAAGAAAAAAUUCUCUCUGCAUAAAGAAUACCAUGAAAUCCCCAAUCAAAACAAAUCCAAAAGACAAUAAAGUAGAAUUAAAAAAAAAAAAAGAAACUGUUUUAGAAAAUAAUGAAAAUGAAAAAAAAAAAUGCAUUUUAGAUAAUAGUGAAAAAGAAAAAAAAAAAUGCAUUUUAGAAAAUAAUGAAAAUGAAGAAAAAGAAUAUAUUUUGGAAAAUAAUGAAAAUGAAGAAAAAAAAUACAUUUUAGAAAAUAAAGAAAAAGAACAAAUAACUGAAACAUAUAAUAAUAAUUAUACACUUAAAAGUAAAGUAGCAAAAGGUGUUAUCAAUAAAGACAAUGAUAAAAAUGAAAUUAAAAAGCUUAAUAAGAGGAUUGAAAAUAUUAAUGCAAAAGAAAUAGAAUUAUUAUAUAAUUUAAUUAAUGAAAUGAAGAACAGUUACGAAAGUGAUGAAGAUUAUAUUUCAAACUUAAUAGAAGAAUUACAUAAUUCUAAUAAAAGAUAUAUGAUUGACAAGAUAUUAGAUUUAUUAAAAAUAUUUGAUGAUAAAAUUUCUUCAAAUGUAUUAAAUAAAAAUUUAAAAGGUAAUAAUUUAAAUUUAGAAAAAAAAGAAAACAUCAUAGAUAAAACUAACUAUGAUGAGGAUUUCAAAGAAACGGAAGAGGUGCUAGAAAAAAAAAAAUUAAAUGAUGAAAUGUACAAAUCAAAUAAAAAAUACAUAAAAGAAAAUAAAGAUUCUAUUAAAGAUAAAGAACAAUCUGAAAAAAUUAAUCAUAUGAAUAAUGAGAUGGAAUUCUCUGAUAUAAAUAAAAAUAAUAAAAAAAAAGAGAAAACUGGAAUAGAAGAUAAAAAAAAUAAAAAUGAAAAGUUGAUGAAUAAUAGCAAUACAAAUAGCAGUGAUGCCCAAAAAAAAUGUAUAAAAGAGGAUAGUAUACAUGAAGAUAAAUUAAACAAUAACUAUAAAAAUGAAAAUUUUUAUAUAAAUAAGAACGAAAAUAAUAAAGAAAAAAUUAAUGAUAGUAAUGUUGAUAUAUAUAAUAAAGAGGAUAAGCCAAAUAAUAAAAAUAUAAUUAAUGAUAAUAAGAUAGAAAAAGAUGCAAACUAUGCCAGUAAGUUUGAAUGGUUUUAUUCAACAAUGAAAGACAUAUAUGAAGAUGUAAAUGAAUAUGAGGAAAACUCUAAUUUAAAUGAAGAAAUAAAAGAUUAUUCAAGUGAUGAUAGUGAAAACAAUGAUUUGUUUUUAUGGAUAAAAAAUAGAGAUGUCCAAAAUAUUUUAAAUGAAAAAAACAAUAUUAAUGAAGAGGAUAUAAUAGGUGAAUAA